CUGAAACGCAAAGGCUUCUGGGGACUGAGGAGAGGGAUGCACCGUUGCCCGGUGCCAUCGCCUGACGCCAGCGCUGCCGCAGCUGCCACCACCGGUCCUCCGAUCUACCUGCUUCCUGCUGCCAGAGAAGCGCCAUGGGCUUCUGGAAGUUCUCUCCUUUCCUGCUUCUUAGCAUCUUGGCCCUGUACCAGGUGGGCAUGCUCCAGGCAGCACCAUUCAGGUCUGCUUUGGAGAGUCCUCAGGACGCCCCUACAUUCAAUGAGGAGCAAUUGCGCCUCCUGCUGGCUGCACUGGUGAAGGACUAUGUGCUGAUGAAGGCCAGUGAGAUGCAGGAGGAGCAGGAGACUGAGGGCUCCAGGGUCACUGUCCAGAAGAGAACCUGCAACUCUGCCACCUGUGUGGCCCACUGGCUGGGAGGCCUGCUGAGCAAAGCUGGAAGCGUGGCAAACACCAACUUGCUGCCCACCUCUAUGGGCUUCAAGGUCUAUAACAGGCGCCGCAGGGACCUUGGACGUAAGCAGUAAACAACUCCAGGAAGAAGGUCACCAUGAAGCGAACUCUACUUUUAAUUUGU
Hyaena hyaena (striped hyena) is the source of this 574-nucleotide messenger RNA. RefSeq names its product calcitonin receptor-stimulating peptide 1-like. Gene Ontology annotation, molecular function: calcitonin receptor binding; hormone activity. Gene Ontology annotation, cellular component: extracellular region. The transcript has 6 exons. The record is from RefSeq and is a predicted model, not a curated record. Lineage: Eukaryota; Metazoa; Chordata; Mammalia; Carnivora; Hyaenidae. The coding region runs from base 135 to 524 and encodes 129 amino acids.